CCUUGGUUCAUUUACGGGCUCAAUUCAGCGGCGCAUUCGCACUGCCUUGUGCAGGAGGGACAUUUCAGCGAGAGCAUUUUGUUCCUCACCCAUCCGACCCCAGCGGGCCGUCUCCAGCACCAUCUCCCAUGGCUAACGACGGCGUAGAUAAGAGCGAGGAGACCGAGCAUAUGAUCGAGAAGGAUGCGGCCAGGGAGCGCGGCACUGUGCUGGGGGACACCAAGGAGAUUCGAGCCGUCAUCCUCUCCGGAUUUGGGGGUUUAAACAAGCUGAGGGUGGCCAAGAAAGCGAUGCCCGAGCCCCAAGAAGGAGAGGUGAAAAUCCGAGUCAAGGCCUGUGGCUUGAAUUUCAUUGACUUGAUGGUUCGACAAGGCAAUAUAGAAAACCCACCAAAGACACCUUUGGUUCCUGGCUUUGAGUGCUCUGGAAUUGUGGAAGGCUUGGGUGACAACACAGUAGGCUUUGAGAUCGGAGACAGAGUCAUGGCGUUUGUUAAUUACAGUGCCUGGGGUGAAGUGGUCUGCACACCGAUGGAGUUUGUGUACAAGAUCCCAGAUGAGAUGGGCUUUGCAGAAGCAGCAGCUUUCCCCAUGAACUUUGUGACUGCCUACAUGAUGCUGUUCGAAGUGGCUAACCUCCGAGAAGGAAUGUCAGUGCUGCUGCACUCAGCUGGGGGAGGAGUGGGCCAGGCUGUUGCUCAGCUCUGCUCCACCAUUCCAGAUGUGACUGUAUUUGGAACAGCCUCCUCCUUUAAGCAUGAAGCUAUCAAGGAUUCCAUCACUCAUCUCAUUGACCGGAAUGCAGAUUAUGUGCAGGAUGUGAAAAGAAUCUCUCCAGAUGGAGUCGACAUUGUCCUGGAUUGCCUGUGCGGUGAAAAUACUGGAAAGGGUCUUGGGCUCUUGAAACCACUUGGAACAUACAUCCUGUACGGCUCAUCAAAUAUGGUUACCGGAGAAACAAAAAGCUUCUUCAGCUUUGCCAAAUCAUGGUGGCAAGUUGAGAAAGUGAACCCCAUUAAACUCUAUGAAGAGAACAAAGUCAUUGCUGGAUUUUCAUUGCUUAACCUCCUCUUCAAACAAGGUCGGGGAGCCCAGGUGAAAGCAGUGAUGGAUAAGCUCAUAUUGCUGUACAACCAGAAGAAGAUCAAACCCUUGGUGGAUUCAUUAUGGGCCCUGGAGGAGGUAAGGAUGUCAUGUUGUGUAGAUUGUUUGUUAGUGGCUGAGCUGCGAGACAAGCUCUCUCAAAUCAUAGUAACUGAGCACAUGGGUUGA
Rhincodon typus (whale shark) is the source of this 1271-nucleotide messenger RNA. Its product is annotated as synaptic vesicle membrane protein VAT-1 homolog-like. Gene Ontology annotation, molecular function: zinc ion binding; oxidoreductase activity. Bases 129 to 1271 code for a protein of 380 amino acids. The transcript has 7 exons. NCBI's taxonomy places the organism in Eukaryota, Metazoa, Chordata, Chondrichthyes, Orectolobiformes, Rhincodontidae. The record is from RefSeq and is a predicted model, not a curated record.